Messenger RNA from Selaginella moellendorffii, 1160 nucleotides. RefSeq names its product peroxidase 15-like. Lineage: Eukaryota; Viridiplantae; Streptophyta; Lycopodiopsida; Selaginellales; Selaginellaceae. The record is from RefSeq and is a predicted model, not a curated record. Gene Ontology annotation, biological process: response to oxidative stress; hydrogen peroxide catabolic process. The transcript has 3 exons. The coding region runs from base 69 to 1031 and encodes 320 amino acids. Gene Ontology annotation, molecular function: heme binding; peroxidase activity.
UACUCUCUACUCCUUGGGAGUAGCCGGGAAGCAGAGCGGCUGAGUUUAGUGCUCAAGACUGUUCCAAUAUGGCUCGCUACGAAGUACUUGCAACGUUGCUGCUUACAAUCCUUUUCCGGCGAUCCGUCGCUCAGCUCAGUCCCUCUUUCUACAACUCGUCUUGCCCCACCGUAGAGACCGUCGUGACAAAUACUCUCCAGCAGGCAAUGCAGAGCGAUGUUCGAAUUGCUGCCUCGCUUCUCCGGAUGCAUUUCCACGACUGCUUCGUAAAUGGCUGCGAUGCGUCAUCUCUCCUGGACGACACUGCGAAUUUCACAGGGGAGAAAACGGCAGCUCCAAACAACGCCUCGCUCCGAGGCUUCGAUGUCAUCGACCAGAUUAAGUCGCAGGUUGACAGCGUCUGCAACAACACCGUCUCCUGUGCCGACAUCCUCGCCAUCGCAGCCAAGGCGGCAGUAGUCCUGAGCGGAGGACCAUCCUGGACGGUCCAGCUGGGAAGGCGAGACAGCACCACAGCAAACUUCUCCCUCGCGCAGGCCAACAUCCCGCCGCCAACAUCCACGAACGCUCAGCUCAUUGCGGCGUACCAGAAUGUGGGGCUCUCGACGCUGGACAUGGUGGUCUUGUCCGGCGCGCACACCUUCGGCCGGGCUCGCUGCACCACUUUCUCCAACAGGCUCUUCAACUUCAGCAACGGGCAGCCCGAUCCCCGGAUCAACUCAACGUACCUGCCGACCCUCCAGCAGAUCUGUCCCAACGGGGGCAACGGCAGCGUGGUGGCCAACUUCGACCCCGUCACCCAGGACACUUUCGACAACCAGUACUACGCCAAUGUGCUCAAUGGCCAGGUCCUGCUCAACUCGGACGCCGAGCUCCUCAACGGCACCACCGCGGCGCUUGUCAGCAACUUCAGCACCGAUCAGACGAGCUUCUUCAACAAUUUCGCGGUGUCCAUGGUGAACAUGGGGAAUUUGCAGCCGCUCACCGGCAGCCAGGGCGAGAUCCGGAGCAACUGCAGGAGAACCAACUGAUUGAUCGAACAGUGACAAACCAAUCCAUGCUUGCGAGCGACGGUCUCUUCUAUUCUUUCCCUCCUCCGCGAGAUCUGCCGCGAAUAAGCUUUGCUUUCGAAAAUUUAAAUCUGACGAAUAUUCGCCCGA